This is a messenger RNA of Nicotiana attenuata, 2953 nucleotides long. RefSeq names its product cryptochrome-1-like. Gene Ontology annotation, molecular function: FAD binding; DNA binding; blue light photoreceptor activity. Gene Ontology annotation, cellular component: cytoplasm; nucleus. Bases 692 to 2629 code for a protein of 645 amino acids. The record is from RefSeq and is a predicted model, not a curated record. The transcript is spliced from 5 exons. Gene Ontology annotation, biological process: circadian regulation of gene expression; blue light signaling pathway; entrainment of circadian clock by photoperiod. NCBI's taxonomy places the organism in Eukaryota, Viridiplantae, Streptophyta, Magnoliopsida, Solanales, Solanaceae.
AUUAUAUUCUUUUAGAGAGCUGAUUAUGGGCUGCUUGUCUUGAAGCCAAUCCACUUGAUCACAUGAAGUCUAAUCUUUAACUCACUAUCUUUUUCUUUUUUGCAUCUUAGCUAAGAUUUAAUACCCCAUGUGGGAUGUUUCUAAUAGUUGUUCUUAGAUUUUGUCUUCUUUGAUUUUCUGCUUUGGUUAAAAAAUUCAGUAGUACAUCUUUUAUUAAUCCCUUAUUGGUCCUCUUCUGACAUGUUUCUACUUGACCUUUUUUUUGAUAUGAGUGAGAUUCUUGAUUUCUUGAGUAUUAUUGCUAGUUGUCUUUAGUUGGGUUUUAGCAAAAUAUGAUUUUUAGCCAAGUAUGAUGGUUUUCUUGGGAAUAUAAUGAAAAAUUGUACUGAAUUUUGAGCAAGAUGGGAUUUUUAUGAUAUUUCAAUAUGUGGGUUGAAGAGCUAGAGUUUCUUGAGUAUUAUUUCUAGUUGGCUUUAGUUGGGUUUUGGCAAAAUAUGAUUUUUCACUAAGCAUAAUGGUUUUCUUGGGAAUAAAUAUGAUGAGAAAUUGGACUAAAUGUUGAGCAAGAUUGGAUUUUUAUGAUAUUCCAAGAUUUGGGUUGAAGAGCUCAAGUGAAUAUAAAUAUAUUUAGUUGAGGAUUAUUUGGUUUUUGUCCAAUUUUGUAGGAUCUGUGGAAUUUGAGUAGGUGGGAAUGGAAAGCAAUUCUAAGACAAUUGUGUGGUUUAGGAGGGAUUUGAGAAUUGAGGAUAAUCCAGCUUUAGCAGCAGCUGCUAGGAAUGGGAGUGUAUUUCCAGUGUUUAUAUGGUGUCCUAAAGAAGAAGGGCAAUUUUAUCCAGGUAGAGUUUCAAGAUGGUGGCUGAAACAAUCUCUUAUUCACUUGGAACAGUCUUUGAAAUCUCUUGGUGCUGAACUUGUGAUGAUCAAAGCUCAGAGUACACUUUCUGCUCUCUUGGACUGCAUCGAAGCUGUUGGGGCGACAAAAGUUGUGUAUAAUCAUCUAUAUGAUCCUGUUUCACUUGUUCGUGACCACAAUAUCAAGCAAAAGCUGGGGGAACUUGGCAUAUCUGUUCAGAGCUACAACGGGGACUUACUGAAUGAACCAUGGGAAGUCUACGACGAUGAUGGAAAAGUUCUUACAGCUUUUGAUGCAUACUGGGAGAAGUCUUUGCGUCUCCAAAAAGAACCCGUUUCACACCUUCCACCUUGGAAAUUAAUUCCAGCUGCAGGAUCAGUUAAAAUGUGUUCGGUUGAGGAAUUGGGACUGGAAAAUGAGUUAGAAAAAUCUAGUAACGCAUUAUUGGGGAAAGGAUGGGCACCAGGUUGGAGCAAUGCAGACAAGGCCUUAACAGAGUUUAUAGAGAACCAACUACUUGCUUACUCAAAGGAUAGGCUGAGAGUCGGGGGAAACUCGACAUCCCUUCUGUCUCCUUAUCUUCACUUUGGAGAAGUUAGUGUGAGGAAGGUUUUCAACAGUGUGCGUUUGAAGCAGAUACUAUGGACCAAAGAGGGGAAUUCUGUUGGAGACGAGAGUGCUCGUCUUUACCUUAGAGCUAUUGGGCUUCGAGAGUAUUCCCGCUAUAUCUGUUUUAAUUUCCCAUUUACUCAUGAAAGGUCAUUAUUGAACAACCUGAAGUUUUUCCCUUGGAAUGCUGAUCAGGCCCAUUUUAAGGCAUGGCGACAGGGUCGGACAGGUUACCCAUUAGUAGAUGCAGGAAUGAGAGAACUUUGGGCAACUGGCUGGAUUCAUAAUAAAAUACGAGUUAUUGUUGCUAGUUUCUUUGUGAAGUUCUUACUUCUGCCAUGGCAAUGGGGGAUGAAGUACUUUUGGGAUACACUCUUGGACGCGGAUUUAGAAAGCGAUAUUAUUGGUUGGCAAUAUAUCUCCGGUAGCUUGCCCGAUGGUCAUGAACUUGAGCGCCUAGAUAACCCCGAGGUUCAAGGAUUCAACUACGAUCCGGAGGGUGAAUAUGUGAGGCAUUGGUUGCCUGAGCUAGCAAGAAUGCCAGCUGAAUGGAUCCAUCAUCCUUGGGAUGCACCUCUUACUGUGCUCAAGGCUGCGGGGGUGGAACUCGGAAUGAAUUAUCCGAACCCUAUCAUUGAUGUAGAUGUUGCGAGGGAUCAUCUAAUGCAAGCUAUAUUUAUCAUGCGAGAAAAAGAAGCAGCUGCAAAUGCCGCAGAUGCAAAUGGAACCAAUGAAGUUGUUUUUGAUAACUCUGAAAAUGUUGGAGAUUCGGCCAAUCCAAAGGUUGUAAAGGGAAAGGUGCCUUGCCCGAGCAGUUCAUCUUAUGAUCAGAGGGUGCCAUCAAUGCAAAAGGGAUGCACAAAUAAGAAGAGAUCAAAGCCAGCCGAAGAAGAAAAGAAAAUCAAAGAUAAUUGGCUUAGCUGCAAGAUCAAGAAUGAAGGGAAGAUCUCAAACGCGGAUGAUGACUUGUGCUCGACUGCAGAAUCCUGUUCUAUGAAAAAGCAGAUGACCACCAGCAGAAAUUCAUUUUCAGUACCUCAAGCAAUUUCCAAGUCUUACGACAUAAAAUCCUUUGAUGGUGAAGCAUCAUCACAUGUGAAGCUGCAAAAUGAAGAAGCGAUUGACAUGGAAAUCAAUUCAUGCAAAAAUGGAGCUAUUGCAGAAUGAUUCCCUCACCAUCUCAAACGGCUGUCUCUUUCGAAAUUGUUCAAUAGGAGAUACAAAUAUAGUCAAAUCAGCAUAUGCAGUGGAACGGCGAUUCUGUUAAACAUGUCUUCUUGUAAAUAACUACCUGGUAAUCGUUAGCGGGGUUGUAGUUUGUUUGACAUAGUAAUGAUAGAACUCAACUGAAGCAGCUCAGAUUCAUGGUUGAAUCUCUACUUUGUUUAGUUACAUAUAUAGACCAUGCAUUUGUAAUCUUGAAAAUGAAUUUCUCUUGUAUUUCAUAGUAAUAAAAGAUGAAAGAGGUCAUCCAGUUUUGAGAAACUAUAA